CUUCAAGAUUUUUCUGACAUUGUGCUAGGUGUUGGAUAUAAAAUUUUAAAAUAAGAGUUGUUAUCGAAGUUUUUUGGUUUUGAUGCUUGAUCGAAAGUGUUAAUAAAUCAGUUUAGAAAAUGAAUUUUGCGAAAUUUCUACAUUUUAAGCUGUGUUUGUUGAGUUUGAUCGCUUUGAGUUAUGCUCAGGCAUCCGUAGUUCACAUUGAAGCAAAUCCAGACGCAAAAAGAUUGUAUGAUGAUUUACUGAGUAAUUACAAUCGUUUGAUUCGGCCAGUUGUCAACAAUACGGAAACAUUGACGGUUUGGCUCGGGCUUAAACUAUCUCAGCUUAUAGAGGUUAGCUUGCGGAAUCAGGUUAUGACCACCAAUCUAUGGGUGAAGCAAAAAUGGUUCGACUACAAACUCAAAUGGGACCCAGAAGAGUAUGGCGGUGUGGAAAUGUUGUACGUCCCAUCGGAACAAAUCUGGUUACCGGAUAUUGUGCUGUACAACAAUUGGGAUGGUAACUACGAGGUGACGUUGAUGACCAAAGCUACGCUGAAAUACACUGGUGAAGUUUUUUGGGAACCUCCAGCCAUCUACAAAUCUUCAUGCGAGAUGAAUGUAGAAUAUUUUCCGUAUGAUGAACAAACAUGUCUGAUGAAAUUCGGUUCCUGGACAUACAACGGUGCUCAAGUUGAGUUGAGACACCUGGAUCAGGUCCCCGGAAGUAAUCUUGUGCAGAUUGGUAUUGAUUUGAGCGAAUUUUACCUGUCUGUAGAAUGGGACAUUCUAGAAGUUCCAGCGAGCCGCAACGAAGAGUAUUAUCCCUGCUGCCCUGAACCUUUCUCUGAUAUUACUUUCAAAUUAACCAUGAGACGUAAAACGCUCUUCUAUACGGUGAAUUUGAUCAUUCCAUGCGUUGGUAUUACGUUUUUAACGGUUCUAGUAUUUUAUCUACCCAGUGAUUCAGGCGAAAAGGUUACACUCUGUAUUUCAAUUCUUGUGUCGCUGACUGUGUUUUUCCUGCUGUUGGCCGAGAUCAUUCCACCGACAUCGUUGGCCGUACCGUUACUGGGGAAAUAUCUUCUGUUCACUAUGAUACUGGUAUCCCUUUCGGUUUGGACAACGGUUUGCGUUUUAAAUGUUUGGUACAGGAGCACAUCGACACAUAAAAUGUCGCCCAUAGUUCGGCGGCUGUUUUUGGAAAUUAUGCCGAAAAUAAUGAUGAUGCGUCGCGCGAAAUACGCUUUGCCCGAUUAUGACGAUUCCAUGGUUAGCAACGGCUAUACAAACGAAAUAGAAAUGAGCGUUAGCGAUUUUCCCGGCGAGUUCAAGGAAGGUGGUGACAGCUUCGAUAACAUUGGAAUGGGUCUUCCCCACGCUUCAGUGGAACCCGAUAACAUGAUACCGAAGCAAUUAUCGCCGGAGGUGCUCUCGGCUAUACAGGCCGUAAGAUUUAUUGCCCAGCACAUCAAGGAUGCUGAUAAGGAUAAUGAGAUUGUCGAAGAUUGGAAGUUCGUUUCGAUGGUGCUGGACAGGUUCUUCCUGUGGGUGUUCACCAUUUCCUGCAUCUUCGGUACCUUCGGCAUUAUCUUCCAGAGCCCGUCUCUCUAUGACACUCGCGCUCCCGUCGAUCAACAGCUAAGCGAAAUCCCACUGCGGAAAAAUAACUUCAUGCUGCCACCGGAUAUCGUUCGCAUCACGCUGGACUAAGGAUGGUUGUGAUGAAAACGAACUUGUUCCAAUUCAAUCAGUAUUAAAGAACAUUAGUCGGUUUUUAUGCAAUGUAAGUUUUAUAGCUAAACCCCAUAACUUCACGUAACUAAAAAUAUAGGUAU
Molecule: messenger RNA, 1822 nt
Organism: Uranotaenia lowii
Lineage: Eukaryota; Metazoa; Arthropoda; Insecta; Diptera; Culicidae
Gene: nAChRbeta2
Product: acetylcholine receptor subunit beta-like 2
Exons: 10
Coding region: 120-1697 (525 amino acids)
Biological process (GO): signal transduction; nervous system process; regulation of membrane potential
Cellular component (GO): synapse; postsynaptic membrane; neuron projection
Molecular function (GO): transmembrane signaling receptor activity; acetylcholine-gated monoatomic cation-selective channel activity
Source: RefSeq, a predicted model, not a curated record